GAGGACAAGAGAGCACCCACAGAAAAGAACUAGAGUGAGCUCUCUGGAGAAGCCUAUAACUGCUUGUGAUCACAGUCACUAUUUACAUUUCACUCUCUCCAGAUUUAAUCAAAGGAACUGUUCAGAUGCUGGGUAUAUACAGAGAGCUGAGAUGAUGUCACAGGUGGUGAAACAUGCAUCAGGGUUUCUGCUGGUCAGAGACAUCGACUCAAUACCUCUGUCAAAAGGUAAGAAUAUAAAAACUCAACUACCCUCUACCAAGAUGAGCCGACAGGAACUAGAGGACAGUCUCUUUCGACUUCAGGAAGAUCACAUCUUGUUGAAGGAGCUUUUUUGGAAGCAAAAGGAUGAGAUCAAAAGGCUGAGGACGACCUUACUCCGAUUGACCGCCGCUGGUCGAGACCUGCGGCCGGAUGCGGCAGUGGCGCAGUUCCCAAAGCCCACAAGGCGGCGGCGGAAAGCGGAGUGGCGGCAGCGCUUCCCGGUGCAUCAGAGCCAAGCCAUGAAUCAGCGUCCGCCCAUGCACCAGCGCCAAACCCUGCGCCAGCGCGCCCCGGUGCACCAGCGCCCUCUGACGCAGAAGUUGCAAGCACAGGUUCAGCGCCUCAGUCUGUCUGCUCCGGGUGGUGGCCAGGCUCGGGUCCACGUGGGACGCAGAAGACUCCAUACCGCUGGUGGGAGGGUGCCUGAGAAAUCUCAGGAGGGGUCAAGAGACAGGCUGAGCUACACAGCCCCUCCCACAUUUAAGGAGCAGGUGACAAAUGAGAAAACCAGAGAUGAAAUAACCAAUAAGCCCAGCAGCGAACUUGCCCACAUUAUGGCCAACAAUACUAUGCAAGUGGAAGAACCACCCACACCUCCUGAGAAAAUGUGGUCCCAAGAUGAAAAUUUUGAACAGAGAAACUCAUUGGAGUGUGCCCAGAAGGCUGCAGAGCUACGCAAUUCCAUUAAAGAGAAUGUGGAACUGAUUCGACUCAAGAAGCUCUUACAUGAAAGGAACACCUCCCUGGCAGUGACAAAAGCACAAUUAACUGAAGUUCAAGAGAAUCAAGGAAUCCUGAGUGCAGCCCAUGAUGCCCUACUCAGCCAAGUGAAUGAGCUCAGAGAAGAACUGAAGGAAGAAAGCAAGAAGGCUGUGAGCUUGAAGAGCCAACUAGAAGAUGUGUCUAUCUUGCAGACAACUCUGAAGGAGUUUCAGGAGAGAGUCGAAGAUUUGGAGAAAGAACGAGAAUUGCUGAAUGACAGUUAUGACAGACUCUUAGAAAACAUGCUGGACAGCAGUAAUCAGCCUCACUGGAGCAAUGAGUUCCUGGGAGAACAGCUGAGGCAGCAAGUAUGUCAGUUGCAGGAUCAGCUGGAUGCUGAGCUGGAGGAGAAGAAAAAGGUCUUAGAUCAGCUGUCCAGUGAGAAAGCUCAAAACAAGGUUCUGAAGCUUGAAGUUACCAACAUCCUUCAGAAUCAUAAACAGGAAGUAGAGAUCCUUCAAAUGACAGCCACAACACCUGAGUCUCCUGAUGAUCAAUCUGAACCCGACACUCACCCAGAUCUGUUCCUAGAGACAGCUCUGAUAGCGCACGGGGAACCAGAAAUACAAGAAGAAAAACAACUGACCCAGAUGCUAAGUGAAUUGCAAGUAUUGCAUUCAGAGACCACACUAGAACUAGAAAAGACCAGAGACAUGCUCCUUCUGCAGCGAAAAAUCAACGUGUGUUAUCAGGAGGAACUGGAAGCAAUGAUGACAAAAACUGACAGCGAAAGUAAAGAUCACAAAGAAAAGCUGGAGAGGCUGAGUCAGCUCCUAGACGUCAAGAACAACCGUAUCAGGCAGCUGGAAGGUAUUUUGAGAAGCCAUGGCCUUCCAAUAUCUGAACAACUCAAAGAUGUUGCUUAUGGCACUCGACAGUUGUCAUUGUGUCUGGAAUCACGGUCAGCCCAUGGAGCGGAGGAUGAAGUGGACAUUUCUUUGCUGCAUUGGAGUGAAAAUCUUUUUGAACUGCAUAUCCACCAGGCCUUCUUGACACCUGCUGCCCUGACUCAGGCUGGAGACAUCCAACCUACCACUUUCUGCACCUAUUCCUUCUAUGAUUUUGAAACCCACAGUACCCCAUUAUCUGUGGGACCACAGCCCCUUUAUGACUUUACAUCCCAGUAUGUGGUGGACAUAGGUUCCCUUUUCUUGCACUACCUUCAAGUGGCUUCAGCCCGGGUUGAUCUACAUCAGGCUGUGGGCAGUGAGCACCAUACUCUUGCGACUGGACAGAUUUGCUUUGACAAAGUGCUAGAGACUGUGGAGAAAGUCCAUGGCUCAGCUGUACUUACUGGAGCUGCUGGAGAAGACUGCGGGGUGCUAGAGUACUGGAUGAGGCUACGCUUGCCCCUAAGAUCCAACCUAUGGGCAUGCAAUAAACAAAAGAAAGCCCAGGCCUACCUGUCAGCCAAUGUGCUUGAUGCCUGGAAGGCUCAGGAGGAUGAGUCCAGAUCAGAAGCCUUGAAACAUCAGAAUGAGCUGCGGAUCGAAAUCACCAGGUGCCGUGGUCUCCGGAAUCGAAGGCUAGGAACUCAACCCAGUCCCUAUGCCAUGUACCGCUUCUUCACCUUUUCUGACCAUGACACUGCCAUCAUUCCAGCCAGUAAUGAUCCCUACUUUGGAGACCAGGCUCGAUUCCCAGUGCUUGUGACCUCUGACCUGGAUGAGUAUCUGAGGCGGGAGGCCCUGUCCAUAUAUGUUUUCGAUGAUGAAGACUCAGAGCCUGGCUCCUACCUUGGCAGAGUCCAAGUGCCCUUGCUGUCUCUUGCACAGAACAAAUCUAUUAAAGGUGAUUUUAACCUCACUGACCCUACAGAGGAACCAAAUGGUUCUGUUCAAGUACAACUGGAUUGGAAGGCUUGCUAUGUACCACCCGAGAACUUCCUGAAACCAGAGGCUCAGACUGAGGAAAAUGACACCAAGGACCAGAUAGCAUUUUCUGAGAUUCCCAUUGAAGCUGACCAGUAUCAAGCAAAGAGAAAACUUCCUCAGAUGGGAGAGAAAAAAGAAAAGGAACACCAGGUUGCAAGCUACUCAAGAAGAAAACAUGGAAAAAAAAUAGUUGUCCAAGGAAAGAAUAGAAUGGAGUAUCUUAGUCGUAAUGUCUUAAAUGGAAACACACUACAACAGGUGAACUAUACCGAGUGGAAAUUCUCAGGGCUUAACAUAGAUGAUGGUCUUAAAACUCAGACCAACGAAAAGGAAAUGACAUUAUCACAGUCAGCACUGAAAGAAGAGGAACUCCCACAUCCUAUAAAUGCAGAUCAAGAAUUCUGUGAACAAGCUUCUGAAGCCAGUGAAGCACAAACUACAGACAGUGAUGACAUCAUAGUGACACCCAUAUCUCAGAAAUGUCCUAAGACAGAUUCAGAGAAGAUGUGCAUUGAAAUAGUCUCCCUGACCUUCUAUCCAGAGGCUGAAGUGAUGUCUGAUGAGAAUAUAAAGCAGGUGUAUGUGGAGUAUAGAUUCUACGAUCUACCCUUGUCUGAGACAGAGACUCCAGUAUCCCUGAGGAAACCGAGGAAAGGAGAAGAAAUCCACUUCCACUUUAGCAAAGUGAUAGACCUGGACCCACUGGAGCAACAAGGCCGAAGGCAAUUUCUGUUUGCCAUGUUGAAUGCACAAAAUCCUGAGCAAGGACAUUUAAAGUUUACAGUGGUGAGUGAUCCUAUGGAUGAAGAAAAGAAAGAAUGUGAAGAAGUAGGAUAUGCAUACCUUGGACUGUGGCAGAUCCUUGAAUCAGGAAGAGAUAUUCUAGAACAAGAAUUAGAUAUUUUUAGCCCUGAAGACCAGGCAAUUCCAAUAGGAAGGCUGAAAGUUUCUCUUCAAGCAGCUGCUGCCCUCCACGGUAUUUACAAGGAGAUGACUGAAGAUUUGUUUACAUGAAGGAACAAUGCUUUUCCAUUCUAAAAUCCAAGGGAACCAUAGUAAAAAUCUCUUAUAAAGUAACUUGCUAUGCCAUAAA
Molecule: messenger RNA, 3992 nt
Organism: Ictidomys tridecemlineatus (thirteen-lined ground squirrel)
Lineage: Eukaryota; Metazoa; Chordata; Mammalia; Rodentia; Sciuridae
Source: RefSeq, a predicted model, not a curated record